Molecule: messenger RNA, 2403 nt
Organism: Heterocephalus glaber (naked mole-rat)
Lineage: Eukaryota; Metazoa; Chordata; Mammalia; Rodentia; Bathyergidae
Gene: CUNH10orf105
Product: chromosome unknown C10orf105 homolog
Source: RefSeq, a predicted model, not a curated record
AGCGGCUGGGUCUCUCCCCACGGGAGAUGGCAGUGGGCAAGGCCCAUCCCUUCUGUUCAGACCCAAGGAAGGCCAAUCACCCACACUGCCUGGCCUCAGCGCUCUCCAGACAGGCAUCACAGUUUCCAGCUGGGAGCUGGGAGGCGUCCUUUUUGGUCUACAAGCGUCAGGAGAGUGGCGGAAAGGCACGGGUGGGAGGCGCAAGUGCGGUGGGCAGCUCUGGGUGCCCUCAGUCAGCUGGACGAGGGAGCCAGGAGUUUAGGUCCUGCAGCUGCCGGCACCAUGAGCACAGAGGGCCCCAGCCUCACUGGGACCCCAGCCUUCCUCACUACCCCAGCCACUCCUGGGACCCUCGCAGAGGUGGCAGACGCCCUCCCAGUGCUCAUUGCCCUGGCCUGCAUCUUCCUCCUACUGGCCUCCUGCCUGCUGUUCCUGACGCUCUGCAAGCCAGCUGCGCUGGACCCAAGCUGCUGCCGGGCGCGGGAGUGCCUGCCCCACCACCCCUCCAGCCCCAGCGAGCCCCACCUGAGGCUCUGGAAGCGCCUGGGCUCCCUCCGUGGCUCCCUGCACAGCUUCAGGCGGGGCCAGGGCCGGCCUGCCCCUCCACACCCCCUGCGGGGACCCGACGACAGCCUCGGUGACAGUGACUGUGCGGAAUUUACCAAGAUGUGACAGGGGCCCCCAGGUUUACCUGCAGAACCUCCUACCUGGCACCAUAGACUACAGACGGCAGCCCAAGCAACCCAUGCCCCACAUCCCGCCCCCAAGGGCUUCUUCGGGUGCCUAGUCCAGGUCCUUUCCCAGAGGUGGCCUUGGAAGAGGACUUUCUCCCUAUAGAGCCCCUGCUGCUGCCUGCUUGACGACCCCUGGGUCAUACAGGAAAGAUCAGGAGAGACCAGGGCAGGUGAUGGCAGUGCCAGGGAGGCAGGGGGCUGGCUACCACCAGCAGGAGGAGGGGAUGGCAGCUGGGUACUGAGGAGGUACUGCAGUUGCCCUGUGCCCCACCCAGAGAAAGAGGCCACCUCCCUUCAAGUGGGACCGUUUAGACCUCCAGGACAGCUGUGGGACCUCCAUCCUGGCCCAUAUCGGACGCUCUGUGUUUCAUUGACUGAUCCAUCAGUAUGGAGUUCUCAGACUCGAGAGACUUAGAUUUUUCCACUCAAGGCCAAGGCUAAACAGGGUAUGGGUCUCCAAUUGGGAGAGUGUGCAGAGGGCUUUAUUUCCUACCCAAGAGCCAGCCAGCCAGGCCCCACCCACCACUGGGCCACACCCACCCUACUCUGCUGGGACCCAGGGCAGCCAGCCAGGUCUUCUCCAUGACUGGGCCUUGGGUUUGUCACUCCCCAGCUUCCAAACCUUCACUGGCUCCCUAAUGCCCACUGGACACAGCCAAAGCUCCUACCCUGGUGUACACUGCACUCCUGAAUUAAAUGUGUCUCUCUUGGAAAGCUGAGACUCCAGGAAACCUCCUGUCCUCCCUGUCCACCUUAUGCUUCACGCAGCUCCUGCUCUGCAAAGCCCUCUCUCCUCCAGCCAAACUACCCUCCUGCCUGGAACUCUGACUUUCCUCCUCCUGUAACCUACAUUGUCUUGCCUAUGUCUCUUUCCUCCAAGCCUGGGAGCCUGUGGAGAGCUAGAUCUUAUCCAACCUCCUGCUUUGACCUGCCAGCUCUGGGAAUAGAAGCAUUGAACCUUUGUUUAGGGGUGAAGGUUGCCCAGGCUGCAUGCAUCCUUAACCCCAAUGCAGCAGGAGACCUGUAAGAAGCCAGCACAACCCUGGGCCCCAUCUGCCCUCUGAUGUCUCCAGAAGGAAGACCGCUCUCCAGGCAGGCCCUGCUGGAGGGGCCACUGCACCUGGCUGCCUGCCCUCCUUCCCUUCCCUCCCUCUCCCUCUUCCAGCUCAGUCUGACCUCAGAUGGGGAACCCAGCUUUGCCAGAAACUCCUCAUAGGGCAUGGGAGGAGGCACCCAGAGACCUGAACUUCUCCUUAAGAAGGAGGGGGGAGAAGCAAGGAGCCUGCCAUGACUUGUGUCUAGAUAUCCCCCCAAAUUUUCAUGAGGUCAUAGAUGGAGCUUUUCAGAGGUGGCCAGAUCUAGAGUAUGAUGCUGGGAUCAAGGGUGUAUGAUUACUAAAUUAGUCCAUUGAUUGGCUUGGCAUAGUUCUGGGUAGGAUUAAGGGUGCCCUUCCCUGGUGUGAGUGCUACCCACCCUAAGGGCAGGAAGCCUGGAUAGAAUAUAAGGGACAGAAAGAGGGUUGCUGUGUUCAGUUUGUGCUUGCUACGUCACUGCUUUGCUGCCUUAUGCCCACCAUGAACUGUUUCUCCUCUGCGAUUCCCCUCUGCCAUGCCACCCUGCCUUGGAGCCAGAACCUCUACCAACUGUGAACUACAAUAAACUUUUUCUC